Molecule: messenger RNA, 2112 nt
Organism: Beta vulgaris subsp. vulgaris (sugar beet)
Lineage: Eukaryota; Viridiplantae; Streptophyta; Magnoliopsida; Caryophyllales; Amaranthaceae
Product: cationic amino acid transporter 4, vacuolar
Exons: 14
Coding region: 1-1884 (627 amino acids)
Biological process (GO): transmembrane transport; amino acid transport
Cellular component (GO): membrane
Molecular function (GO): amino acid transmembrane transporter activity
Source: RefSeq, a predicted model, not a curated record
AUGCAUGUGGUGAGGAAUUAUGGAGGACAAUUAUUAACGGGUUUCAAUGAUUUGAGAAGGAGAAAGCAAGUUGACUCUCAUAAUCUCAACAUUAAUCAUGGUGAUCAACAAUUAGCCAAGAGAUUAAAUCUUAUUGAUCUUGUUGGAAUCGGUGUUGGAACCACAAUUGGUGCAGGGGUAUACAUCCUCAUUGGGACUGUUGCAAGAGAACAGACAGGACCUGCCCUUCCUCUUGCUUUCUUGAUAGCUGGUAUCGCGGCUGCAUUGUCUGCAUUAUGCUACGCAGAGCUUUCUUGUCGUUGCCCUUCAGCUGGAAGUGCUUACCAUUAUUCAUACAUAUGCCUUGGGGAAGCUGUUGCUUGGAUAAUUGGCUGGGCUCUAAUACUGGAGUAUGCCAUUGGUGCUUCAGUUGUUGCUCGUGGUGUUACCCCAAACCUGGCCUUAUAUUUUGGGGGAGAGGGCAGUCUACCGGCAUUUCUUACUCGUCAUACUGUAUACAACAUUGUAGUUGACCCCUGUGCCGCAGCCUUGGUCAUCAUAGGCACGGUAAUCAUGUGCACUGGAAUCAAGGAAAGUUCACGCGUUCAGACAAUUGUUACAUCUAUAAAUGUUUGUGCUCUGAUUUUGGUAAUUGUCGCUAGUGGCUAUCUUGCCUCCAAGAGUGGAUGGGUUGGAUAUGAACUUCCUAGAGGAUACAUACCUUUUGGUGUCAAUGGAGUGCUUGGUGGGUCUGCAACUGUAUUCUUUUCGUAUAUUGGUUUUGAUUCAGUUACCGCCACUGCUGAGGAGGUUAAAAAUCCUAAGAAAGACUUACCCUUGGGAGUAGGGAUCUCGUUAUCUCUGAGUUGUAUACUCUAUAUGCUUCUUUCUUUUGUUGUAGUUGGGUUAGUUCCUUAUUAUGAUUUGGAUAAGGACACCCCAAUUUCAUCAGCUUUCUCGGAGUAUGGGGUAGAAUGGGCAGCGUUAGUCACAACAACUGGAGCAGUUAUGGCUCUGCUUGCAGCUUUGAUGGGGUCACUUCUUCCUCAGACUCGAAUUCUAAUGGCGAUUGCGAGAGAUGGGUUGCUACCAUCCUUCUUUUCGGAGAUUGAUAGACAUACUCAAGUUCCCGUUAAGGGAACAAUAGCAACUGGUAUUCUUGCUGCUACAAUAGCCUUUGUCAUGGAUGUCUCAGAGUUGGCAGGAAUGGUUAGUGCAGGUACAUUGCUCGCAUUUACAUCUGUUGCAGCAUCUGUAUUAGUCAUCAGAUAUAUUCCACCAUGUCAACUACCUCUCCAACCAUAUGCAUGUGCUGGUGAUUCAUCCAUUACUACACGAGGCCAUGGUGAUCACAAUGUGCUAGGAACUGAUGAGGAAAUUAUCAGAGGUCCAUUUACAUUGCUGGAGGAUGAUGCCCGAGCUUUAAUACAGAAUCAUGGAGCAUCAGUUGACCAAGAAGCAUGUCUAGAAAACCAAAAGGGGAAAAGAAGACGGAAAUUGGCACUUUGGUUCUUAACUAUUAUUUUCAUAGGUUCUAUUUUGCUUACAUCUUCUGCUUCAACAGAUUGGGUUUCCAGCCCCUAUCGUGUAACAUUUUUCGGAAUUGGUGGUGCAAUUUUUUCGGUUGGGACGAUCGGCCUUGCAUUUAUAGGUGAAGAUGGUGCAGCAGGUUUUUUCGGUAACACAGGAGGUUUCACUUGUCCAUUUGUUCCAUACUUGCCAAUUGCAUGCAUACUUUUGAAUACGUACCUUCUCAUAAAUCUUGGCACUGGCACUUGGAUUCGUGUUUCAGUUUGGCUUCUAAUAGGAGCUAUAAUUUACCUUUUCUAUGGUCGAACACACAGCUUAUUAUUUAAUGUAUCAUAUGUGUCUGUUAUGCACACGGAAGAUAUACAUUCUCCCUAAUCAAACUUUCCUUAGCUUUCAUUCAGGCUAAAUAUGCCAAAGGAAACAACAAAACUUUGCUAAACUUCCUAGGUUUAUAUUAUUUUAUUGAUGAAAUGUUGUUGACUUGUUGUAUAUUAACGGUCCUGUGCAUACAUAUUGGAAAAAGUUAUCACCAAAAAGGUUAAUGUGUCAAUGUGUGCAAACAGCAGUUUAAUGUAAUGUAUAUUUGUUCUUAAAACCUUAUUC